GCGGAAGGAAGAAAAGGAAAAGGAAGAGGGCAGGUCUUAAAGGGGACGCAGCCAUUUCUUAAGCCUCUUCUUCCUUUCUCCAAUUUUUCAAGGACGAACGCUGAAGAGUAGGUUCCGGAAGCUAAGCACAGCUGGAGGAACAGGGGCCGCAGCUGGAGGCACGAGCGCCGGCGGGGCAGGCGGAGGCCAGCGUCUGCCCAGAGGAAGGGCGUGGUGUGCGCGCCCUCUGUGCCCCGCGCACUGCUGUGUCGGCCCAUGUUACGGCAGGCAAAGAGCUUUAACAUCUGGGACCCGGCUGGGGCAGCGGGGACCUGCGCGCAGUGGGCGCGGCCGAUGAGCCGGGCUGGAGGGUGAGCCUUCUGCCGGGGCUGGGAGAGAGCUGGCACCUCCAGAUAAGGCCCAGGGCGGCCAGGGGACCUCCGCGAUGCCAGGCGAAAAUAUCUUCCUGUUUGUGCCUAACCUCAUCGGUUAUGCCCGGAUUGUCUUCGCCAUCAUUUCUUUCUACUUCAUGCCCUGCUGCCCUCUCACGGCCUCCUCCUUCUACCUGCUCAGCGGACUUCUGGACGCUUUCGAUGGACACGCUGCUCGAGUCCUUAAUCAAGGAACCCGAUUUGGGGCCAUGCUGGACAUGCUGACAGACCGGUGCUCCACAAUGUGUCUGUUGGUCAACCUGGCCCUGCUCUACCCUCGCGCCACCCUUCUUUUCCAGCUCAGCAUGAGCUUGGAUGUUGCCAGCCACUGGCUGCACCUCCACAGUUCUGUGGUCCGAGGCAGUGAAAGUCACAAGAUGAUUGACCUGUCUGGAAAUCCAGUGCUUCGCAUCUACUACACCUCCAGACCCGCUCUGUUCACCCUGUGUGCUGGAAAUGAGCUCUUCUACUGCCUCCUCUACCUGUUCAGUUUCUCCGAGGGACCUUUAGUUGGCUCUGUAGGUCUUUUCCGAAUGGGCCUCUGGAUCACAGCCCCUAUCGCCUUGCUCAAGUCCCUCAUCAGUGUCAUCCACCUGAUCACAGCCGCCCGCAAUAUGGCUGCCCUGGACGCAGCAGAUCGUGCCAAGAAGAAGUGAUCCUGGAACCUCCAGCCCCUGGCUACCCACCUGCCCUGGGAGUCUCACUGUGCCACGCGGCACCCCUGUCCCUCCUAGGAGGUCCCAGGCUCACGUCUUCCCAAUGUGUCGUCCAACCUGCUGGGAAGGGGGACCAGCCUCUUUGGUGAUGUCAUGUUCUCCGUAAUCCUGGGGACGAGUCCCACCCCUGUGAUCUCCAGGGACCUGGACUUCAAAUCAGGAAGGAUGCUCAGGAGGCCCCACCCACACGGGCAGUGCUCCCGGGGCCCCAAGAGAGCUGUCUGAGGAUCGGGCAUAGUCACACCUGCUGGCUCAGCCCUGGGAUCUGGCUUGGCUGAGACCUUAGGGACACUUGAGUAAGGGAGGUGGGGUAGGGGCCAGGUUUCCCAAAAGGCAGGGGUUCAGACCUCUGCCCCUGGCUAGAUAGAGGAAGCCUGUGGGUACCAUGGCCCAGAGAGAAGGUGCUGUCGAGAUCCCCAUUGCAAUCUCUGUCCUGGCUCCGAAAGCCUUGAUUAUAAAGGCGGGAACAUCACUGUUCUGGACUUGGUUUCCUUUGAGAUAGUCCUGGACCAGGGCCUGGGUCGAGGGGAGCUUGGGGGAAAAUGAUGAUCCAUCUGGAUACUUUGCCCGCAGUAUUUUACUGGCUGGCUCCUUCCUGUCAUUCCUCAGUGACCUCAGAGAGAUCCCCUCCCUGCCACCCAAGCGCAUUCCAUGUCCUCUGCCCACCUGCUUUAUUUUCUUUACAACACCGUCACUGGCUAUCUACCUUUACUUGUGUACCUGAUAUUUUCUACCCUCACUAAAAUGUAAACUCCACGAGGGCACAGACUCUUCUUGUUCUUUCUCUAUCCCUACAAAGAAGAUUAACCUUGACCUGACAUAUCGUAGCGGCUUAAAUACUCACAAAUAGAUCGGUUGGUUUCUCAGAGUGUGGUCCUUAGACCACCUGUGGGAUAUUUCUUGAAAAUUCAGCUUCUUGGACCCUGUGCCAGACCUUCAGAGUUGGAAAUUCUAGGGAUGGGCCUAGAAGUCUGAAGUUUUAAUAAACUCCAGCUGAUUGAUUAUUCUUCCCAGUUACACUGAGAAUCACUGUUCCCUCUUAAACAGUUUUUUGGGUACUUAUCAUAGGAGACAUUGUCCCAGGCAUCUGUCCCUGGCAGCUAUCCCUGCUAUCUGAGCAGAAAGCUGUCUGGCACCAGCUUUCUUUUUAAGACUGCAUUGAGCCUACCAUAUAUGCCAGACCCUGUGCUGGGGCUUCUUUGCAGAUAUUACUUAUUUUGUCCUUGUAAUCAUUUAGCCAAGAGGGCCUCAUGUCUGAGAGGGCUGAAAUUUAUCAGAUGUGUAUUGAGGGACUUCCCUGGCAGUCCAUUGGUUAGGGCUCCACGCUUCCACUGCAGGGGGCACAGGUUGGAUCCCUGCUCAGGGAACUAAAAUCCCACAAGCUGAAAAAAGAUGUGUAUUGAGCUUCAACUGCUCUAGGCCCAGGGGAUUCAGUGGAAAGGAGGCCACAGUAUAGCCAGAAAGGAGAUGAUGCAGUUAGGGAGGUGCUUGUUGGGGGAUAGGGUUAGAAUGUGCUGUAGUGCUUUGGGUGUCUUAAGUAGAAAUCUGGUAGUAGUAAUUGGGGCGGGAAGGGUUAAUGCAGAGGAGAGGAUUGAUUCUCAGCUGAGGGAGCCGGGAGGCCAGAGAGCGCCCUGAGCAGUUGCCAAAUGGAAGCGACUGAUGUGCUGGAACACCGAGCACUCGGGGUUGGUGGCUGGAGAGCUGAAGAGAGGUGGGGUGGAAGCCUGCGGCAGUCUGAGGAACCCAGGAGGGCUUUUGGACUUCACCCUGAGGGCCACACGGAGGUGCUGAAGGAAUCUUUCAAAAUAAUGGGUAAAUUAUUCACAUGUCAAAAUAGUAAAUUGCACACAUUACAGAAGGAUGACGAAGUCUCCUGCCACUUUAAGCUCCCAGUUCUCCCCAGAGGCAACCACUGCUACUCACUGAUUCCGUGUCUAAAUAAAUUCUUCACGUCUA
Messenger RNA from Mesoplodon densirostris (Blainville's beaked whale), 3082 nucleotides. It is a transcript of the gene CDIPT, whose product is annotated as CDP-diacylglycerol--inositol 3-phosphatidyltransferase. Gene Ontology annotation, biological process: phosphatidylinositol biosynthetic process. Gene Ontology annotation, molecular function: CDP-diacylglycerol-inositol 3-phosphatidyltransferase activity. Gene Ontology annotation, cellular component: membrane; Golgi apparatus. The transcript has 6 exons. The coding region runs from base 425 to 1066 and encodes 213 amino acids. The record is from RefSeq and is a predicted model, not a curated record. Lineage: Eukaryota; Metazoa; Chordata; Mammalia; Artiodactyla; Ziphiidae.